Mangifera indica (mango) is the source of this 3640-nucleotide messenger RNA. RefSeq lists its product as uncharacterized. The record is from RefSeq and is a predicted model, not a curated record. NCBI's taxonomy places the organism in Eukaryota, Viridiplantae, Streptophyta, Magnoliopsida, Sapindales, Anacardiaceae. Gene Ontology annotation, molecular function: protein binding; metal ion binding; RNA binding. The transcript is spliced from 6 exons. Bases 136 to 3051 code for a protein of 971 amino acids.
UUAUUUCAUUAAAGUUUAGGUGGACACUAAAAUUUGACCUAAAAUUUGCCAUUAAAUAAAUCUUCUAAAGUCCCCACCCUUCCGACCCAAACGCCCUUCGCCGCACGCAAUACCAGGUUUUGUCUCUCUAAUUGAAUGGGGGAUCGGAACACCGCUGCUUCCAAAGCAAUAUGGCUGAAGCAAGCCGAAGAAGCCAAGCUCAAGAGCGAGGCCGAGAAGGCUGCGGCUGCAAAAGCUGCAUUCGAAGCCACAUUCAAAGACGUUGCCAAUAAAGCUCGUGAAAAGCAACCGGGUUCUGGUUCUGAUAGUGAUUCUGAAGACGAUUGGGAGGAGGAUUUGAGCAACAAGCCCAUCGGCCCCGUGGACCCUGCCAAAUGCACGGCUGCUGGUGCAGGUAUUGCUGGUGGAACCGCUGGUGCUGCCUCUUCGUUUAUGGUUGUCACCAAGGACUCCGACGGGAGGAAGGUGUCGAAUGGUGGUGCUCAAAUAAGUGUGAAGGUUGCACCGGGUGUUGGUGUGGGCGGUACGGAGCAGGAGGGGAUUGUUAAGGACAUGAAUGAUGGUACUUAUACUGUCACUUAUGUGGUUCCUAAGAGGGGUAAUUAUAUGUUGAGCAUUGAAUGCAAUGGUAAACCCAUAAUGGGUAGUCCCUUCCCGGUUUUCUUCAGUGCAGCAGGCACUUCAACUGGAGGACUGUUGGGUAUGGCUCCCACAUCCACAUUUCCUAAUUUAGUCAACCAAACCAUGCCCAACAUGCCAAACUAUUCAGGGUCAGUUUCAGGGGCAUUUCCUGGAUUACUCGGAAUGAUUCCAGGUGUUGUUUCUGGAGCUUCAGGUGGUGCUAUUUUGCCUGGAAUGGGAGCAUCACUCGGGGAAGUUUGUCGAGAGUAUCUUAAUGGUCGUUGCUCAAAAACUGAUUGCAAAUUGAACCACCCACCUCACAAUUUGCUAAUGACAGCAUUAGCUGCAACAACCAGCAUGGGGACUCUUAGUCAGGUGCCCAUGGCGCCUUCUGCAGCUGCAAUGGCUGCUGCUCAGGCUAUUGUUGCUGCCCAGGCACUUCAAGCUCAUGCUGCUCAGGUUCAAGCGCAACAGUCAACCAAAGAAUUGUCUGAUGACAAAGUAGGGAAGGGUGAUGCUCUGAAAAGAACUCUACAAGUUAGCAACCUUAGCCCACUUCUUACUGUGGAACAGCUGAAGCAACUUUUUAGCUUUUGUGGCACAGUUGUUGAAUGCACCAUAACUGAUUCAAAGCAUUUUGCGUACAUAGAAUAUUCCAAACCUGAAGAAGCAACUGCUGCUUUGGCAUUAAACAAUAUGGAUGUUGCAGGUCGGCCAUUGAAUGUUGAGAUGGCUAAAUCGCUUCCCCAAAAAUCUCUUGUGAAUUCAUCACUUGCUUCUUCUUCUCUGCCAAUGAUGAUGCAGCAAGCUGUUGCAAUGCAACAGAUGCAAUUCCAGCAGGCUUUGCUGAUGCAGCAAACUCUGACCGCACAGCAGGCAGCUAACAGAGCUGCAUCUAUGAAGUCUGCAACAGAGUUGGCUGCUGCUAGAGCUGCUGAGAUAAGUAAGAAGUUAAAAGCAGAUGGACUUGGGGGUGAUGAAACGGAAACAAAAGAAAAAUCCAGGUCGCCUUCUGCAUCUCGUGCCAAGUCAAGAUCACCAAUCUGUUACCAGCGAUCCUCACGUGCUAGAUCAAAAUCCAGAUCAAGAUCACCAGUCAGUUACCAUCGAAGGCGGAGAUCACGCUCUUUCUCGCCUCUAUCCCGCCACUCAAGAGAUCGCAGAUCUAGGUCACCACGAAGAUUGCGUCAUUAUUCAAGUUAUGGCAAUGACAGGUUUUCGUACAGAGAUGCCAGGGACAGUGGUGGCAGAUCUAGAAGACGGGAUUCUGGUAGAUCAUAUGAUCAUCAUUCACCUGUUUCAAGAAGGAAAAGGAGUAGGAGUUUGAGUCCUCACAAUAAAAAAUCAUAUCGAUCUGGUUCAGAGACACCAAAAGAUCGCUCACCUGAUAGAGCUAGAAAAUCAUCUCACGGUCGCUCAAGAUCACCAAGACCUCUUAAAGGAAGUGGAACAUCCCCUAGAAAUGAUGAUAUAAAACUAAAAUACAGAAAGCGUUCUAGGUCAAAAUCUGUGGAAGAAUUCAAUGAAAAAAUUGAUGAAGUUCAAGAUAGAAAAUCAAGGCAUCGUGAAAGAAAACAUUCUAGGUCCUUGUCCAAGGAAGAUAAGCAUCAUGGGAGAGGCAGUAGUUACUUAAAUGAGAAAGUGGAUGAGAUGAGAGAUGAGAGAUCAAUACAUCGUCAUAAGAGGCGGUCUAGAUCAAACUCUGUGGAAGCUGAUCAUCACAUCAAGGAGAAAGGGGAUGAGAGUAGGGAUAGGAAAUCAAAGCAUCAUGAGAGGAGGCGAUCCAGGUCAAUAUCCGCUGAUGGUAAGUGUCAAAGAAGAAGUCGGUCCCCAAGAGGUUCAAAUGAUGGCAAAGCGAAACACAGAGGGCGUUCCAGGUCAAAGUCUAUUGAAGGCAAGCAUCACUCUGAUGGUAGAGUUGGUGAAAGUAGAGAUGGAAAAUCAAAGCAUCGGAGAGGCAGGUCAAGAUCAAUAGAACGUAGGCACCGCAGAAGUAGGUUGUCACCUGGAAGUUUGGAGCAGAGUGAAUUGAACUGCAAAAGGCGCUCUGGGUCACAAUCUGAACAAGGCAAGCGUCAUAUAGAUGGUGGGAAUGCUGAACCAAGAGAUCAUAAAUCAAUGCAUGAUCAGCCAAAUAUGGAUAAAGCUGAGGAUGCCACUGCAGAACCAGAUUAUAGUGUGAAGGAUUCACCUAUGAUGCGGAAUGAUGGAUUAUCUACUUCAAAACACAAGAAUCGCGACAUUAAGAAAUUAACAGAAAAAAUUCAAGAUAUGAAAAACAUAGAUCAACAAGAUUCUAUGAGUGAUGAAGCUAAUUCAGUGACGCAGAGUUGUGGGAUUUCUGUUGAGGCAGAGGAACAUUGGAGAAAAGAAAUGCGAGAUACCAAGCUUGUUAGAAAUGGAUUAGAAGAAGAUCAAACUGAUUACUGAAGGUCACCCCCGGCAGGCAAUGUUAACUGAACUGGCUUGAGCAGUGAUUGGACUCUGUCAACAAUGUUUUCAAAUUCUAGUCUCCCUGAGGUUGAAAGCUUACAAUAGAAGCUCCAUAUCAAAUGCUAAAGUUACAUUCAGAAUUGAAAAUGUGAAAUAAGUUAAAUCAUGGGGCUGCUUAUGGACCUAGAUUAUCCAGAGGGAGAUGUUGAUGAUUGAUGUCUCUUAAAAGCUCAAAGCUGGCUAUGAUCAUGAAUAACUUUCUUGCAUUUGGAGUUGGUGGUUCUCAGAAGACUGCCUAGAUUUUAAUUUUUGGUGUUGGGAUAUUUCUACUGGUUGUUGGCUUUUCAUAAAUGUAUGUACUCUUUUUUUUAUCUUUGCAGGUCCAUGUGGAAGGUAUCUGUACUUGAGUCUUCAAGCUAAUCUAAUAUGGAUAAAGUAUCUGAAGAUGUGUUCUGCUUCUACCUGGCUGUCCAUACAACAUACAACAUAGUAGCAAAGCAUCUUUUACUGCUAGAUGUAUGUUAGACUAUUUCCUUUGUUGCUGCAUAAUGAACUUUUUAUUGAAGUGUUUGAGUGUUAAUUGCUA